AGCAGGAUCUAGAUGGUGACUUUGUCGCCUUGAGGCAAACAACUAUCGGUGACUUAAACAUGGACAAAUUUAUCGUUUUCUUAACUUGGCUUCUGUUUCUGCAAGGACUUCAUUCGAUAACGAUCGAUCAGCAAUACGUGGACGAUGUUGCUGCAGGUCUUCACAUAUACUGGAGGGUCGUUACCAACACUAAAAGCAUGGCAUCCAAUGACAUUGAACUGACCAUGACCAACAAUGCAACCAAUGUGCUUAAUAACGGUAGUAACUGGGGAAUAUAUUUUGACACUCCAAUGAUGGUAGAACCAGGAAUUCUGCCAGAAAAGGAGGCCAUCUUGAAAGAUCAGGGAAUAAAAUUGAAGCACUGGAAAGGAACGCAUUAUGUGAUAUCCCCCACUACGGAUUUCAUAGACUUGAAGCCCGGAUCACUACGAAAAAUAAAAUUUCGAUUAGCGGCUUGGACGGUAUCUCGAACGGAUUCCUUCCCGAAUUGGUAUAUUAGUAUAGAGGGUUUCACACCUAGAGUCAUUGCCAAUACUGUAGGAGAAUCGUUAGAUUAUGUGGUAGAUUUUACUUCACCUAACCAAUGGAAAAGAGCCACUACAGAUACGUACAACCCGUUUUCACCACAGCAGCGAUAUAUGAGAUAUAUGAAGCCACAGAGUACCGCCACCCAUCCUCGUAUUAUCCCUAAACCACUCUAUAUAGAUAUAUCAUCGUCAACCAAACUGAAUGUAGAUUUAACAUGGCAGAUCUUUUCCACGCAACAACUCACGAAACAAGCCCAAUAUCUUAACGAGAAAAUGGGUUUACCAAUAGCUACAUCAGCGCCCACUGAAAAAGUCAUUGAGCUAAACAUCGGUGACGUCAUUCAUCCUACAACCCGACAACGUUUAACUAAUACAGAAGCCUAUCGCUUCCAUGUAGAUUCCACCAGUAAACGAAUUGUGAUAACAGGUACAACGGAGGCGGGUGUAUUCUACGGAAUUCAAACAUUGCUCGCAUUAUUUGACACAAAUAAUGACGUAUUCGUAACCACCGUGGUGGACCAGCCUCGAUUUGAAUAUCGCGGUAUGCACCUUGACGUUGCCAGAAACUUCCAUUCUAAAGCAUCCGUACUGCAACUUCUAGAUGCCAUGGCAACGUAUAAGUUAAAUAAAUUACAUUUUCAUUUAUCUGAUGAUGAAGGAUGGAGACUAGAAAUACCUGGAUUACCAGAACUUACACAGAUUGGUGCUACUCGAUGUUUUGAACCAACGUGCCUUCUUCCACAAUUGGGUUCCGGUCCAACAAACUCUACUUCCGGUUCAGGUCAUUAUACUGUAACAGACUAUCAGGAGAUUUUGACAUAUGCUGCUGAUCGACAUAUACACGUUAUACCAGAAUUUGAUAUGCCGGGUCACGCUCGGGCAGCCAUUAAAGCUAUGGAAGACAGAUAUAGCAAAUUAAAAAUGCAAGGGAACAUGGCAGAAGCAGAAGAAUAUAUUCUAACAGACCUCAAUGACACCUCUAAAUACUGGUCUGUGCAGAACUUUGAUGACAAUGCCGUGAAUCCUUGCCUCAAUACAACGUAUGCCUUCCUGUCACAUGUCUUAGAUGAGGUGAAGAAAUUACACGCGAAUAUCCAGCCCCUAACAUUGUAUCAUUAUGGUGGUGAUGAAGUCGGUAAUGGUGCCUGGGUUAAUUCAACUAAAUGUAGAGAAAUUAGCUUGAGUAAAGACGUGUCUUCAGAUGACAUCAAAGAAUUAUUCUUUCGCCGUGUGGUUAAUUUAACUGGCGAAAAAGAUCUCCAUUUAGGAGCCUGGGAAGAUGGUGUCAUGAAGGGCGAGGAUCCAUUUAAUUUUACUGGACCACAUAAAGAUAUGUACGCCUAUUCCUGGAAUAAUAUAUGGGAAUGGGGUGGGGCUGGACACGCCCAUAGGUUGGCUAAUGCUGGCUAUAAGGUUAUUAUGGCACAAGCGACCCACCUUUAUUUUGACCAUCCAUAUGAACCUGAUCCAGUAGAAAGGGGAUAUUAUUGGGCACCAAGAUUUGCCGAUGCCAAGAAAACGUUUGGUUUUAUGCCUGCAAAUCUCUAUGAGAACAUAGACGUUACUCGAUUUGGGAAACCACUCACAAAAGAAGACGUUUGUGGUGCGGAAAAUGAACAUUGUCCUGCAUUAACUAAACCUGAAAAUGUUGCUGGUAUGCAGGGUCAUCUCUGGAGUGAAACCGUUAGAACAACAGAUCAAUUAAAUUAUAUGAUAUUUCCAAGACUAUUGGCGGUAGCCGAGAGAGCGUGGCACAAAGCCGACUGGGAAACAGAAGGUAACAAGAUCACACGUGGAGCUUUGAUUGAUGCUGAUUGGGCAGAUUUUUCAAAGGCCGUUGGAGAACGAGAGUUACCUCGACUUGAUUCAAUGGAUAUCAAGUUUAGAGUAUCUCCACCUGGCGCAAGGGUAGAAAAUGGUAAACUGAUGGUUAAUACGGAAUAUUCUGAUCAAGUUGUUGUAUACAGUAAAGAUAAUGGACUCACAUGGAUUAUACCUACUGAAGAAACCAUGAUCAACCAACCCAUUCUUCUCAAAUCAAGAACACCAGAUGGUAAAAGAGAAAGUCGAAUCACAACCCUUUAUCCUGUUGAACCGUUACCAAUAGUUGACCAAUCAGUCAUAGAUUAUAUAGCAGACUAUCUUUCUAUAGAAUACGAAGUUCUUAAUAAUUUCGACAGCGGCUUAGAUACCUAUUUAGCAGAAUAUAUCUUGAAAAAUGUCGGCGAUAAAGAUAUAGUACUUGGUAAUUGGGAGAUAUAUUUCUACAGUAUUUACAUGGUAGAACCACGUUAUCUUAAAGGGGGUCUACCAUACGAACUUCCUGGAUAUAACGUCAUUUUACAACAUGUCAAUGGUGGGUUGUUUAAACUGACUCCAUCGCGAAGCUUUGGUGUAAUGAGGCCAGGAGAAUCCCGGAAUUUCCAAAUCCGAGUGGAAUAUUGGUCCGUUGCUAAGAGUGAUGUCAUGCCGAAUAUUUAUGUGACUGCUGAAGGAAUGACGAGUAAAACUAUCAAGAGUACGGCUGGUGAAAGUCUGUCGUUCGUGCAUGACUACGUCAGGAUGAACCAAUGGAAAAGAUAUAACACUGAAAACUUUAAAGACAGGUUCGAUCCUUUCACAUUAAAUCACCGAUUCACUGUGAAUGAUGACAUCAAAGAUCUUGGUCUUGCACCAGUUCCUAUUGUACCAACGCCAUUAUCUUACGUCAUAGAGAACGAGAAAACUCUUUCACUGGGAGAAAAGGACUGGACUAUCGUGGCUGUUUCUUUGUUGAACGAAGCAAAUUUCUUACAAGCUGGUAUAGCAGAUCAUGGGUUACCGGUACCAGCAAUAGCCUCCAACAAACCGUCCACGAAAUUCAUUCAUCUCGUCAUUGGUAACCCGGAAGUUGGUGAUAACAAUGCUACUUCUACAUCACCGGAAGCCUACUCACUCAAUGUAGAACCUGGUAGUCAAACCAUAGAAAUAAAAGCUCUGAAUGCUAAAGGAAUAUUUUAUGGUGUCCAGAGCUUACUCAGCUUCGUCAAGAAAUCCAAAAACGGUCAAAUACCUAAAGCUAUGAUUAAAGACGCCCCUCGAUUCCAAUAUCGUGGAAUGCACCUAGACGUCGGAAGGAAUUUUCAUCCUAACACUUCCGUCCUGAGACUCUUGGAUGCCAUGGCAAUGUAUAAAAUGAAUAGAUUCCAUUUCCAUCUUUCGGAUGAUGAAGGAUGGCGAUUAGAAAUUCCUGGAUUAGAAGAGUUAACACAGAUUGGGUCAAACAGGUGUAGUGAUAUGACAGAAAAGUCCUGCAUCAUUCCGCAGUUAGGGUCCGGUCCAGACACAACUACUUCCGGUUCCGGUUUCUAUACUAUAGACGAUUAUAAAGAAAUAUUAGAAUAUGCAGCCAAACGUCAUAUUGAAGUCAUUCCUGAAUUUGACAUGCCCGGUCACGCCCACGCUGCUAUAAAAUCUAUGGAGGCCCGGUCACAGCGUUUAACUGACAUUGGUGAAACUAAUGAGAAUGCAAAUUAUUUUUUGCUGCACGAUCCUACAGAUAAAUCACACUAUAUGUCAGUACAGAACUUCAAUGAUAACGCCAUCAACCCUUGUAUAGAAACAACGUAUAACUUUGUACGAUAUGUAGCUCAACAGGUUAAAGCCAUGCAUGACAAUAUCAACCCACUGAAAGUCUUCCAUUUUGGAGGAGAUGAAGUAGCUUCUGGGGCUUGGUUAAAUUCAACCGCUUGCAACAAUCUGGACCAAUCAGUCACGAGUCUUAAGGAAACAUUUACUAAAAGGGUUUCCGGUUUGACGCACAGUCUGAAUUUGAAUCUUGGUGGCUGGGAGGAUGGUUUGAUAGAAAAGAAUAAUAUCCCCUUUAACAGAAGUGUUCUUAGUAAUAAAGAAGUGUACGGGUAUGCCUGGUCUAAUGUGUGGGAAUGGGGAGCGGCUUCGAGGGCCUAUGUGAUGGCUAAUCUGGGUUACAAGGUUGUAAUUGCUUCUGCCACGAAUUAUUAUUUUGAUCAUCCAUAUGAAUCCGACCCAGAGGAACGUGGGUUUUACUGGGCAACUCGUUACACAACCACCAAAGAUGUAUUUUCAUUCAUGCCUGAAAGACUUUAUGAUAACGCGGAGAUGAGGACCUCGGGAGAUCCCAUCUCCAAAGAAGACUUCUGUGGAGAAGAUUUUGUUAAUUGUCCUAGCUUAGAAAAAUCAGAAAAUCUAGUUGGUAUUCAAGGCAACCUGUGGAGUGAAACCAUCAGAACUCCAGAACAGAUGGACUACAUGAUAUUUCCCAGGAUGCUUGCUCUAGCAGAAAGAAGUUGGUUUAAGGGAGAUUGGGAGAAUAUGGAUGAUAAAGAGGCUAGGAAUAAAGCGAGAGAUGCGGAAUGGACGAGGUUCUCUAAUACACUUGGAUAUGGUGAAAUGAAAAUAUUAGAUGGAAUGGGAAUAAAAUACAGAGUUCCUCCCCCUGGAGCAAAAAUACGAGACAAUAAACUAUACGUAAACUCGGAAAUACCCGGAUUAACAGUAUCGUUUAGUAAAGAUGACGGAAAGACGUGGAAUCCUGUGAGUUCAGAUGGAAUAAGCGUGAAUGGAGGUGAUAACAUUCAGUUAGUGACGUGGUCUGCUGAUAAACAAAGGAAAUCCCGUGAAACGUCAUUGAAGGUACCUCAAGUAUCAUCAGCACCAAGAUUCUAUUCAAAUAUACCCCUCAGUGCAAUUAUUAUUCUCAUGUUGUGUAUCGUGUUUCAUUGAAUAGUCAUUUAGGCCACGUCCAUAUAAUUUCCUGUUCUUUGGAAACAUCUGUAAAACAAAUCCCUUCUUAUUUGAAAUCCAAAAGAAGUGGGCUGUGCUAUUCAAAAGCUGUUCGUUCCAAAUGUGUAAGUUUUGAAAUUUCAAACAAAACAUCUUGCUGUUCAAAAGCUAUUCGUUCCAAAUGUUUAUAUUUUGAAAUUUUAAACAAAACAUCUUGCUAUUCAAGAGCUAUUCGUUCCAAAUGUUUAUGCUUUGCAAUUUUAAACAAAACAUCUUGCUGUUCAAAAGCUAUUCGUUCCAAAGUUUUGAAAUUUUAAGCCAAACAUCUUGUUGUUCAAAAGCUAUUCGUUCCAAAUGUUUAUAUUUUGAAAUUUUAAACAAAACAUCUUGCUAUUCAAGAGCUAUUCGUUCCAAAUGUUUAUGCUUUGCAAUUUUAAACAAAACAUCUUGCUGUUCAAAAGCUAUUCGUUCCAAAGUUUUGAAAUUUUAAGCCAAACAUCUUGUUGUUCAAAAGCUAUUUGUUCCAAAUGUUUAUGUUUUGAAAUUUUAAAUAAAACAUUUUUCUCGUGAUUAAAGUGGAUGUUUAUUUAUCAAAACAUCGAAGAACAGAAAAUUAAAUUUAUGUGGCCUAAGUAAAUAUUUUUUUUUUACAAUUCCUUUAAAUACAUAUGUAAAUUUAUUGUACAUAAAUUGAAAUUUGCAAAUAUCUGAAUUACGUGUAUGGCAGCAUUAUUUAGAAGAAAUGGAAAACUGUCAAAGCGGCACUGAUUGUGAAAUAAUUUGAAUCUGCUUCAAGAUAUUUUUUUUAUUCAAAAUAAUAACACGUAUGCUUAUGUAUAGUUAAACGUAUGUAAAUAAUAUAGAAGUAUAAUUUUUCAAAGUUAUAUUUCUUCAACAAACCUGAUCCAAAAUAAUUAUUUAUUGAAAAUAUCUUCAAACAAUUCAGGGGGGGGGGGGUGGCCGAAUGGUUAGCACGUGCGUGCUGUAUCAUGCGGCCUGUCAUUGAGUCAACUGGCGUGGUUUCGAAUCCCCGGUUGUACAUGACAAGGAGUAGGGUCGCUUGUCCAACCUCGUGGUUUUUCUCCGGGUCCUCCGGUUUCCUCCCACUGCUAAAGACCCCUACGCGCAAGCGAAUUAUGGAAAUAAAAUUAAACCAUAUUAUGUUAGUCCCGAAAUGACCUAGUUUGUGUCGAGUGGACGUUAAACCCCAUUUUUCUCUCUCUCUCUCUCUCUCUCUCUCUCUCUCUCGCUCUCUAAUAAAUAAUAUAAAUGUAUUAUUAUGAAUGACACUCUUUAAGUGCAUGACACCGUUACUAUGCAACGGACGAAACAAUCGUUUCACUUCGCGCAGCACCUUCUAUCUGGAAUUAUCUACCCUUAGACAUCAAAGAAUCAAAAGCUGUAGACAUCUUCCAGUUACGUUUGAAGACACACCUAUUUGACGGAAUUAAACAGUAAAAGAAUCCACAUUAACGUCAAAGCACAUCAGGCGCUUUAUCAAAGUAUUGUUUGAGCUAAACACAAAUUCUUUGUUGUUUGAUUGACGUAUUGAACGUGGGACAAUAGCACGCGCCUCCUCUUCUUCUAGUAGGGGUUUUGCGUCCGCUUCCACCUAGGGCGAUAUCGCACGCGCUGAUACUUAAAUGGCUUAAUAGUGGUUGACAAUUUGUAAUUAUAAAAGUUAAUAAUUUAUUUUGGUCUUUUUUUUAUAAUUUGUAUCCAUAAAUUUAAUUUUACUGGUCAUUAGAAAUAUAUUACUUGUAGAUAAAAAUACGUUUGGUGGAUCAAAUAGAAGGGACAUAUAUUAUCUUUAAAGAGUCAACAAGACAGAUAAGAGACAUAAUUAAAUAUUUUGAGUUUGCAUCCGCUUACAUCGAUGCCAAGAGAUUAUGUAACCGAUAUUUUGGGUUAUAAUUCGUGUUAACUGCAUUAUUAAAGAUACAUUAUGUGAGAUUAGAUAAAGAGCUGGCAGUUAUCACUAUAAUAGUUAAAAACUAGAUAAUGUAAAGGGAAUUUACUGAAAAUUUCAGUCACAUUGAUCCAUUGUGAUUGAAUUUUUGGCCUAGCCUCGAUCAUAUUAAUAAAGUCGGUACGAUAAAAAAUAUGUUCUCGAUUAUCCAUUUCAUGAUUUAAUCAUGAAUGAAAGUUGAGCAGCAAAUCGUAUCCUAAUCCAGUAAAUAUCGCAGGCUAGCGAUGCCAUCGAGAGUUGAUUAUGGUCUGGAUAAGUUAAUUAAUAAUUUAGAUAACAUUUCAGGCAUAAAGAAAGACCUGCAAUUGGCAGAUUUAGCUCUUGCAUAAUGUAUGUUUAAAUAGUAAUGUUAGCGUGUAUGUCUAUGAAUAUUUCUGUCUUGUAAUUAUUAAUUUAAAGUGACUGUAAAUAGAAUAGGUCUUAUAUUAUAAUAAUAUUAUAUUUUGUAUAGUUUAUUUUUGAAGACUUUACAUUAUGUUGAUCUGGUGAAUAAAAUGUUGAUUUGAUAAUAAAACAUUUAAUGUAGAUAA
This is a messenger RNA of Patella vulgata (common limpet), 7769 nucleotides long. RefSeq lists its product as uncharacterized. The coding region runs from base 60 to 5270 and encodes 1736 amino acids. The record is from RefSeq and is a predicted model, not a curated record. Gene Ontology annotation, cellular component: membrane. Lineage: Eukaryota; Metazoa; Mollusca; Gastropoda; Patellidae. The transcript has 19 exons. Gene Ontology annotation, molecular function: beta-N-acetylhexosaminidase activity; polysaccharide binding. Gene Ontology annotation, biological process: glycosaminoglycan metabolic process; ganglioside catabolic process; carbohydrate metabolic process.